UCUGAUACACAUUCAAAUGAAGAGUUUAGGGAAAAUAAACAAUUUCAGGAAAAAGUUAGAAAAUUUAGCUGCCUUUGCUAUUGAAAUUCCUAAUGAGGAGUCUCAUGAUCCGGCAAAAAAGGCAAAUGGGUCUCUGGUUUCAGAAGUCGAACCCAUUGAAGAAGACAUGGCAUCUGAACUGAUGGAGGAAGACGAGAUGGAAGGACGAAGGAAAUUGAAGGGUGAAGUUGCAAUGCAUUACCAAUUUCUUAGCAAAUCUGUAUCAGGAAGAGGCAGAGGAAAACGAAGGUCAGUUCACCAGAAGAUUCCAUUUAAUCUCAAACAUAUCUUGAAUUCAAGGCCUUUCAAGAGGAAGGCUCGCAAGUUAAAUACAACCUAAGUAGGUAAGGUUUCCUUCCUUUAAAAUUGAUCUCGGUUGGUUUACAACUGUAUAAUAGUUGAGGCUGUAGUGCUGUACCCUUUCUUCUGUAGUUGUUUUCCCUUCUUCCUUUAUCAUAGAAGACCUUUGUCUUCAAGUGCCAUUUUCCCCUUCAUUUAAAUUCUUGGUCCUUGCAUCUGAGACUACAAUUUAUUAAGAAUAUGAAAAUUGGAAAAUUUUUCA
Molecule: messenger RNA, 601 nt
Organism: Coffea arabica (coffee)
Lineage: Eukaryota; Viridiplantae; Streptophyta; Magnoliopsida; Gentianales; Rubiaceae
Source: RefSeq, a predicted model, not a curated record